This is a messenger RNA of Cucumis melo (muskmelon), 462 nucleotides long. RefSeq lists its product as uncharacterized. Bases 1 to 462 code for a protein of 153 amino acids. The transcript has a single exon. The record is from RefSeq and is a predicted model, not a curated record. Lineage: Eukaryota; Viridiplantae; Streptophyta; Magnoliopsida; Cucurbitales; Cucurbitaceae.
AUGAACAACUCAAUAGUACAACUCUUAGCUUCUCAGAAACUUAAUGGCGAUAAUUAUACAACUUGGAAACCAAACCUAAAUACAAUACUAGUAGUAAAUGAUUUAAGGUUUGUCUUAACUGAGGAGUGUCCUCAAGCCCCUGCCUCAACUGCUAAUCGAAAUGUUCGAGAAGCAUAUGAUCGAUGGGUUAAGGCCAAUGAAAAGGCCCGUGUCUAUAUUAUUGCCAACAUGUCUGAUGUUUUGGCAAAGAAACAUGAAUCCUUAGCCACGGCUAAAGAGAUUAUGGAUUCAUUGACGAAGAUGUUUGGUCAGCCUUCAUGGUCCCUCAAACAUGAAGCAAUUAAGUACAUUUACACCAAGCAAAUAAAGGAAGGGACCUCUGUUAGAGAACAUGUCCUGGACAUGAUGAUGCACUUUAAUAUUGCUGAAGUAAAUGGUGGUUCCAUCAAUGAGGCAAAUUAG